AUGAUGAUGGUUCCCAGAGUAUUUUCUUUCCUUCAGUUUUCCACUCUCUUAUAUUUCUUCUUCAUAGUUACUUUUGCUUCCACUGAGGAAGCAACUGCUCUCCUCAAAUGGAAAGCAACUCUCCUAAACCAGAAUAAUUCCUUAUUGGAUUCUUGGACAUUAAGUACUGAUGCAUGCAGGGAUUGCAUGAACCAGCUCUUUGGUACCAUCCCACCAGAAAUUGGAAAGCUCACUAAUCUUGUUUAUCUUGACUUGUCGAUGAACAAUCUUGCUAGUUCAAUUCCCAAAUCUAUAGGCGACUUAACUGAGCUCAAAAUUCUUGAGUUGGGGAAUCUGAAAAACCUCACCGAUCUGGAUUUAUCCAAUAAUCAACUUAGUGAUUCAAUUCCAAUUACUCUAGGUGACUUAACUGAGCUCAAAUUUUUGUAUCUUCCUUCUAACCAACUUUCUGGUCUCAUUCCUAGUGAAUUGGGGAAUCUGAAAAACCUCACUGUACUGGAAUUAUCACAUAAUCAACUUAUUGGUUCAAUUCCAAUUACUCAAGGUGACUUAACUGAGCUCAAAAUUUUGUAUUUUUAUCCUUACCAACUUUCUGACUCCAUUCCUAGUGAGUUGGGGUAUCUGAAAAACCUCACUGAUUUGUCAUUAUCCAAUAAUCAACUUAGUGGUUCAAUUCCAAUUACUCUAUGUGACUUAACUAAGCUCAAAAUUUUGUAUUUUUAUUCUAACCAAGUUUAUGGCUCCAUUCCUAGUGAGUUGGGGAAUCUGAAAAACCUCGUUGAUCUGCAAUUAUCUAAUAAUCAACUUAGCGGUUCAAUUCCAAUUACUCUAGGUGACUUAACCGAGCUCAAAAUUUGUGAGUUGGGGAAUCUGAAAAAUCUCAUUAAUCUGGAUUUAUCCAAUAAUCAGCUUAGUGGUUCAAUUCCAAUUACUCUAGUUACUUUUGCUUCCACUGAGGAAGCAACUGCUCUCCUCAAAUGGAAAGAAACUUUCCUAAACCAGAAUAAUUCAUUAUUGGCUUCUUGCACAUUAAGUACUGAUGCAUGCAGGGACUUGAAUUGGCUAGAAAGUCCUUCCAAUGAUCAAGAGACCUCUCGGAUGGAAUCCAUGCUUGAAAAGAUAUUGGACAACCAGCUCAAAAGUGACAAGAAGAUGGAAAAUUUGACUGAGGUGGUAGGAUUUCACACCGCUUCGAUCCAUAAACUCGAGUCACAAAUGAGAGAUCUGUCUCGUGAACAACAUCCACCGCAAAGAGGAGGCCUUCCUAGCGACACAGUUCCGAACCCAAGGGGUAAUGGAGGCGAUCACAUUGCCUCAUGCAAAGCUAUUUCCACUAGAAGUGGAAACAUCCUUGAUGCGGUAAAAUAG
Messenger RNA from Lycium barbarum (goji berry), 1368 nucleotides. Its product is annotated as LRR receptor-like serine/threonine-protein kinase RGI3. The transcript has 6 exons. The record is from RefSeq and is a predicted model, not a curated record. Gene Ontology annotation, cellular component: plasma membrane. Gene Ontology annotation, molecular function: protein binding. Lineage: Eukaryota; Viridiplantae; Streptophyta; Magnoliopsida; Solanales; Solanaceae. The coding region runs from base 1 to 1368 and encodes 455 amino acids.